Guillardia theta CCMP2712 is the source of this 2496-nucleotide messenger RNA. RefSeq lists its product as hypothetical. Gene Ontology annotation, cellular component: ribonucleoside-diphosphate reductase complex. The coding region runs from base 1 to 2496 and encodes 831 amino acids. Gene Ontology annotation, biological process: DNA replication; deoxyribonucleotide biosynthetic process. The transcript is spliced from 5 exons. Lineage: Eukaryota; Cryptophyceae; Pyrenomonadales; Geminigeraceae. The record is from RefSeq and is a predicted model, not a curated record. Gene Ontology annotation, molecular function: ATP binding; ribonucleoside-diphosphate reductase activity, thioredoxin disulfide as acceptor.
AUGAUCACAAAGAGGGAUGGCAAGAAACAGCCAUUGAAGCGAUUCAAACUCCAUGCAAGGAUUGCGCGGUUGGUGGACGGGCUGAAUGCAGACUUUGUGGACAUCGAUCAGAUAGUUGACAAGGUGGUGGCGGGGACCUGUCAAGGGAUCAAGUCGCAGGAGAUAGAUGAGCUAGCGGCGGAGACCGCUGCAUAUCUUGCAACAGAUCAUCCAGACUACAGUCAACUAGCAGCAAGAAUAUCUGUAUCAGCACUACAUAAGGUGACGCAGCAAACUUUUUCUCAAAAAAUCAAAGCACUGUACAAUCAUGUUCAUUCGAAAUCAGGCGCAAAGGGACCUAAGAUAGCAAGUGAUGUGUAUGAAAUAGUUAUAGAGAAUGCAGAAACCCUGGAUGCCGCAAUCGACUACUCAAGAGAUUUCACUUUCGAUUAUUUCGGAUACAAGACGCUUGAAAGAUCUUACUUGCUGAGGAUCGAGGGACAUGUGGUCGAGAGGCCGCAGGACAUGUUCAUGAGAGUGUCUGUUGGUAUUCACAAGCAGGACAUCGAUGCUGCAAUCCAGACGUACAACCUAAUGUCCCUAAAGUUCUUCACUCAUGCGACUCCGACGUUGUUCAAUGCAGGGACGCCGAGAAAUCAGCUUUCCUCUUGCUUCUUGCUCCAGCUCAAAGAUGAUUCCAUUGAAGGCAUCUACGAAACGGUUGGCAAGUGUGCGACGAUCUCGGCACAAGCAGGAGGCAUCGGCAUCUCUGUCCAUAAUGUCAGAGCCCGUGGGUCGUACGUUGAGAACUCGAGCGGCAUUGCAAACGGUCUCAUUCCUAUGCUCAAAGUUUUCAACUCUACCGCACGGCUGUGCUCGCAGGGAGCAGGCAAGCGACCUGGAGCUUUUGCAGUGUAUCUGGAGCCAUGGCACGCGGAGAUUUUUGAGUUCUUGGAGCUGAAGAAGAACUUUGGGUCGGAGGAUCUCCGAGCGAGGGACUUGUUCUAUGCGCUUUGGAUGCCAGACCUUUUCAUGAAGAGGUGCGAGGCGGACGGAGCUUGGUCCCUCUUCUGCCCUGUCGAAGCUCCGGGGUUGUGCGAGACUUAUGGCGAGAAGUUUGAGGAGCUGUACGAGCGAUACGAGAGAGAAGGGAGAGCGCGGAAGACCAUCAAGGCCCGUGAGCUCUGGUUUGCGAUACUAGAGGCGCAGGUGGAGAACGGCAUUCCGUACCUGCUGUACAAGGAUGCAGCCAACGAGAAGAGCAACCAGAAGAACCUCGGCAUCAUCAAGUGUAGCAAUCUCUGCACUGAGAUUAUGGAAUACACGUCCAAGGAUGAGGUGGCGGUCUGUAACUUAGCGUCGAUCUGCCUACCGAGGUUUGUGGUGGAGGGACAGUUCGAUCACAAGCUUCUCUUUGAAGUCACCAUAGUGAUCACGCGCAACCUUAACAAGAUCAUUGACAUCAACUUGUACCCAGUGAAAGAGGCCCAGACGUCCAACUUUAGGCAUCGACCCAUCGGCAUCGGCGUGCAGGGCUUGGCCGACGUCUUCCUCCUCCUCCGCCUUCCGUUUGAGAGCGAGGAGGCCCGGCAGCUCAACCGCGACAUCUUCGAGACCAUCUACUUCGCUGCCAUGACGGCUUCCAACCAGCUCGCCAAGGACCAUGGAGCAUACUCGAGCUUCCGCGGUUCUCCCGCAAGUAUGGGGCUCCUGCAGUUCGACCUGUGGGGAGCAGAACCGUCGCCUCGGUGGGACUGGACGAGCUUGAAGGAGAGCAUCAAGGAGCAUGGGUUGCGGAACAGCCUGACGGUCGCGCCCAUGCCAACGGCAUCGACAGCUCAGAUCAUGGGGAACAACGAAUGCUUCGAGCCUUACACGUCCAACAUCUACAACAGACGAGUGAUGGCUGGAGACUUUCUCGUUCUCAACCCUCACCUGCUCAAGGAUCUUAUCGCCCUUGGCCUCUGGUCACAGAAGAUGAAGCACCGCAUCAUGGCCUACGACGGCUCCAUACAAGACAUCCUGGAGAUCCCCAAGGACAUCCGCGAGCUCUACAAGACGGCCUGGGAGAUCAAGCAGCGCUGCCUCAUCGACAUGGCGGCUGAUCGCGGGGCCUUCAUCGACCAGAGCCAGUCGCUGAACCUCUUCCUCGAGGCCCCCGACACCGCCAAGCUCACCUCAAUGCACUUUUAUGCAUGGAGGAAGGGACUCAAGACUGGCGUCUACUACCUGCGCACGCGAGCAGCAGCAGACGCCAUCAAGUUCACGUUGGAUCACAGUACGGUGGUGGAGGCAAGGCUGAGCCGCUCCUCGCUCAGCCCGGACAGCAACAGCUCGGAGGAGGUGGACGAGAGCAUGCCAAGGCAGCGGCUUGACGACCCGACAGAUGUGGGGGCAGCCAAGGCACCACGGGUCGACGCGAGGGACAGUGCCUCGAGUAUCGAGAAUUUUCGGAGGAUGAAGCAGCGGGCAAGAGCAGCCGCAGGAGAGGGCGAUUGCCUCAUGUGCAGCAGCUGA